CCCCUCCUCCUCCCUCUUCUCUCUCCUCCUCCUCCCCUUUCUCUCCUCCUCGCCCCCCUGAAAACCUGUGGCUUGGAGAGACCUUGGCUUCUCUGGGACUCUACUCCUGGGGACUGCCCACAUCUGCUCCUGAGCUUGGGGGCAGGGGGGCAACCGCCUGAGGAACCUCUCCAGCGAUGGGAGCCGCCCGCCUGCUGCCCAACCUCACUCUGUGCUUCCAGCUGCUGAUUCUCUGCUGUCAAACUCAGUACGUGAGGGACCAGGGUGCCAUGACUGACCAGCUGAGCAGGCGGCAGAUCCGCGAGUACCAGCUCUACAGCCGGACCAGCGGCAAGCACGUGCAGGUCACCGGGCGUCGCAUCUCCGCCACCGCUGAGGACGGCAACAAGUUUGCCAAGCUCAUAGUGGAGACCGACACGUUUGGCAGCCGGGUUCGCAUCAAAGGGGCUGAGAGCGAGAAGUACAUCUGUAUGAACAAGAGGGGCAAGCUCAUCGGGAAGCCCAGCGGGAAGAGCAAAGAUUGCGUGUUCACGGAGAUCGUGCUAGAGAACAACUACACGGCCUUCCAGAACGCCCGGCACGAGGGCUGGUUCAUGGCCUUCACGCGGCAGGGGCGGCCCCGCCAGGCCUCCCGCAGCCGCCAAAACCAGCGCGAGGCCCACUUCAUCAAGCGCCUCUACCAGGGCCAGCUGCCCUUCCCCAACCACGCCGACAAGCAGAAGCAAUUCGAGUUUGUGGGCUCCGCCCCCACGCGCCGGACCAAGCGCACGCGGAGGCCCCAGCCCCUCACGUAGUCAGGGAGGCAAGGGGCAACACCCUUGGGCCGCCUUCCCGUCCCCUUCCCUUCUUAAUCCAAGGACUGGGCUGGGUGGCGGGAGGGCCGAGAAGCAGCCAGCGCACCCCCCGCUAGGAAGGGGCAGGCGGGUGCCCCAGGGGCGGCUGGCACAGUGGCCCGGGUGGCAGGCCCUGGAGAGGAACUGAGUGUCACCCUGAUCUCAGCCGCCAGCCUCCCAGCCGGGCUCCUGAAAGGCCGGGGCCUCGAGACCUUGCAGACACCGUCUGGAGGUGGCUGUCCUCAAAAUCUGCUCCCUCAGUCUGCCCCCAGCCCCCAAACUCAUCCCGGCCGCACUGUAGGAAGGGACUUUUUUUGUUUGUUUCAGGAAAAAAGAGGGGGAGAGAAAGAGAAUAGAGGGUUGGCCACUCCUCACAUUCCGCGACCCAGGCCUGCACCCCACCCCCAACUCCCAUCCCCAGAAUAAAACCAUUUUCCUGCAAACGGGUUAUCUGAAGCGGGGUGGGGGAUCCAACCACCGGGCACCCCUGGAAACCAGCCUGUCCGUCCCGGCCAGGCGUGGCC
This is a messenger RNA of Saimiri boliviensis boliviensis (Bolivian squirrel monkey), 1357 nucleotides long. It is a transcript of the gene FGF17, whose product is annotated as fibroblast growth factor 17. Gene Ontology annotation, molecular function: growth factor activity. Lineage: Eukaryota; Metazoa; Chordata; Mammalia; Primates; Cebidae. The record is from RefSeq and is a predicted model, not a curated record.